UUGAAUCUAAUUUAAUAUCUUAUGAAAUGUCACUCGUUUUCUGUGAUAAACUAAAUCAUUGAUUCAUUUAAAUACUUUAUUAUUGAAAUUUAGUUAUUGAUUGUUAUUAUAAUAAUAAUAAUAAUAUUAAUUGCAUUGAAUGGCUAACAGACGGACAACACAUCAGUCAUUUAAUCCAAACAAUGGAUAUACCGGUGAAUCUGGUUUUGAUGAUAUGGAGACCCAAAACAAUCAACUCAUUGAUGGACUCAGAAGUAAAGUGGGAACUCUUAAAUCGUUGACUCUAGAUAUGGGCGACGAAAUCAAAGAUCAGAACCAUUUCCUUAAAGAUAUGGACAAUACAUUUGACUCGAGUUGGGGUCUGUUGUCAUCGUCACUAUCGCGGGUCAAACGUUUGGCCAAUUCUGGCCAAAAUCGACACAUUCUUUAUAUUAUUUUGUUUUCAUUUUUUGUUUUCUUUGUCAUAUAUAUUAUUAUGAAAUUUAGAUAAAAUUGAUUCAAAUGUUGAUUUAUAUGUCUAUUUUAAUA
Messenger RNA from Oppia nitens, 528 nucleotides. Its product is annotated as BET1 homolog. Gene Ontology annotation, biological process: endoplasmic reticulum to Golgi vesicle-mediated transport; vesicle fusion with Golgi apparatus. The record is from RefSeq and is a predicted model, not a curated record. The transcript is spliced from 3 exons. Gene Ontology annotation, molecular function: SNAP receptor activity. NCBI's taxonomy places the organism in Eukaryota, Metazoa, Arthropoda, Arachnida, Sarcoptiformes, Oppiidae. Gene Ontology annotation, cellular component: Golgi trans cisterna; SNARE complex. The coding region runs from base 140 to 490 and encodes 116 amino acids.